This is a messenger RNA of Folsomia candida, 2526 nucleotides long. RefSeq names its product ATP-dependent RNA helicase SUV3 homolog, mitochondrial (gene Suv3). Lineage: Eukaryota; Metazoa; Arthropoda; Collembola; Entomobryomorpha; Isotomidae. The coding region runs from base 175 to 2424 and encodes 749 amino acids. The record is from RefSeq and is a predicted model, not a curated record. Gene Ontology annotation, cellular component: mitochondrial degradosome. Gene Ontology annotation, biological process: mitochondrial RNA 3'-end processing; RNA catabolic process. Gene Ontology annotation, molecular function: ATP binding; hydrolase activity, acting on acid anhydrides; RNA helicase activity. The transcript has 6 exons.
GUUUUAUGACGAAAUGACCAAGUUUCAACCUGAAAUUGAAAUAACAAAAUUUGUUUACCAUGUGAAAUUAAUCUGAAAUAAUAACUUUAAAUUCCCUGUUAAGAAAUAAUAUACUUUUUGCUAUUCUGAGGAAGAGGAAUCGAUAUCUGGACUUGUCCCGUGUGUAAUUGAAAUAUGAUGUCCGGAAGAAUUUCUCUCUCAACUCCUCUCAGUUACCGGUUCGUUUCAAGGUGCUUACUGCUUAACGAGGGACGUGGGACAAGUAGCCUUCGGUGUUUGCAUGACUGGGUCAGUGGGGGUGGAGGGGCAGGCGUGGAAAUUAAUCACCAAAGAUUCAGCUCAAGAUUUAGACCCACAUCGUCCCACCACGGUCCCAUCAUUCGAGGGAAGAAGAGCUUGACGAAUAACAGUAAAGGGAAUGGAAAUGGUGGAAAUUCUAGUCCGACACCCGUAUCGCAGCUAUUUGUUCCCGUACCGGUCAAAAUUGAAACAGACGUUGGAAACGAUGUCGGCGUGGAGUUGACGGGAGACUUGAAGAAACAGGAUGUCCUUCGCGUUCUGAAUAAAUUCUUUCGGAGGAGUGAAAUUAAACUUUUAAGUUUAGAACAUGGUCUUGAUAACUAUUUAUUUCACCAAGCGUUCAUAAGUUUUCGCAAAUAUUGUUUGGAGAACGAGUCUCUUCCUGUCGACCUUCACAUCAUUUUCAGUGACGUGAUUGCGGGUGCUGGUCAUGUGGACAAUCUCUUUAGUUAUUUCAUGAGACAUUCGAAACAGAUAUUUCCCCAUCUGGAAUGCAUGGACGAUUUAAGAAAAAUUAGUGAUUUAAGAUCUCCAGCAAAUUGGUAUCCGGAAGCUAGAAGUUUAACAAGGAAGGUCAUCUAUCAUGCGGGUCCAACCAACAGUGGGAAAACGUAUCACGCCCUCAAAAGGUUUCUGGACUCGAAAAGUGGGGUUUACUGCGGACCUUUGAAACUCUUAGCAGUGGAAGUAUUUCAUAAAGCAAACGAACAAGGAACAGUGUGUGAUUUAGUUACAGGAGAAGAAAGAAAAUGUGGCAGUCCUGACGAAAUAGCAGCUAGUCAUGUCGCCUGCACGGUUGAAAUGACUUCGGUAAAUGUUCCAUAUGAAGUUGCAGUCAUUGAUGAAAUACAGAUGCUUCGCGACCCUCAGCGCGGAUGGGCAUGGACACGAGCUCUACUUGGCGUGAUGGCCGAUGAGGUUCAUUUGUGCGGUGAAGUGGCUGCAAUAGACCUUGUUAGGAGCAUAAUGGUGACGACAGGAGAGGAAGUUGAAGUUUACAAGUAUAAAAGACUGACAGAUUUAGACAUUGAAAGACGAGCUUUGGAAACCUUAAAUCGAGUUCAACCUGGUGAUUGCAUCGUGUGUUUUAGCAAGAAUGAUAUUUAUUCCGUAUCACGCCAAAUUGAAAGCCUAGGUCAUGAAGUGGCCGUAAUUUACGGUGGUCUUCCACCCGGCACGAAGUUAGCACAAGCCAAGAAAUUCAAUGACCCAGACAAUCCUUGCAAAAUUAUGGUUGCAACUGAUGCGAUAGGAAUGGGACUUAAUUUAAGUAUUCGCCGAGUUAUUUUUUACUCGAUGAUAAAACCCACAAUGAACGAGAAGGGGGAGCGUGAAAUGGACACGAUAUCAACCUCACAAGCUCUACAGAUUGCUGGGAGGGCAGGCAGAUAUGGGACGCAGUUUUCGAAAGGUCAUGUGACCACGUUCAAGUCCGAGGAUUUGCCCGUCUUAGAAAGACUGCUUGCUGGAACUCCUGAAAUAUUGAGGCAGGCAGGACUUCACCCGACUGCAGAACAAAUUGAAAUGUACGCUUAUCACCUUCCGAAUGCAACUCUGUCCAAUUUAAUGGAUAUAUUUGUGAGUCUCUGCACGGUGGACGAUUCGUUAUAUUUUAUGUGUAACGUGGACGAUUUCAAAUUCCUGGCCGACAUGAUCCAACAUGUACCACUCCCCCUCAGAGCCCGAUAUGUCUUCUGUUGUGCUCCCAUUAAUAAGAAAAUGCCAUUUGUGUGUACCAUGUUUCUAAAGUUUGCAAGACAGUACAGCAAAAAUGAGCCCAUCACAUUUGACUGGCUGUGCCGACAUGUAGGAUGGCCGUUCAACCCACCUAAGACAAUACUAGAUCUAGUACAUUUAGAAUCUGUUUUCGACGUGCUUGACCUAUACUUAUGGUUGAGUUACCGAUUUCAAGACCUCUUCCCAGACUCCUCAAUGGUCCGUGACAUUCAAAGGGAGUUGGACUCCGUAAUUCAAAUGGGGGUCUUUAAUAUCACACGGCUCCUACGAAAGUCUGAUCUCGCCACAGGAAUCGAUAUCGAAACCGACGACGAUGAAAGAGGCAUACAUAAAAAAUAUAAGCGGACUAGCAAACUGCUGAAGGAAAAAUUUGGCAAGUUUGAGUAGUUGCAGAUUGUUCUGUCAUGAUUUAGAUGAAAUUUUAUACCAAUGUAUUUUUGAGUCAUACAAGAUAACUACGAAAAAAUAAAUUUGAAACUAAACCUCAAA